GAUCGCCUACUCGGAUCAAGUUGUUGCCGGAUUGCCGUCUAUUCUAACUUCCAGAACUUCAAGUCUACACUCCUUUUACAGUGUACACUUUUGGCCUUCAUUCGAUGAGGAAGACUGAGGUCGGUUCCAUUCGCUCAAAAGGACGUAAAGCUGCCUCACAGGAACUUGAAGAAGUCCCCUCUGCAGUAGUCUUCUCAAUUAUUUUGAAACUUAAAUCGCAAGUCCCGACGCGAAAUUUCACCCCUCCGUCGGGGUAUAUUUUCACAAUUUAAAUGGCGCAAGCCCCAGUUCAUGAUCAUUCUUCCACUGCGACUGGUUCUCUCUCGCUAGCAGGUCUAGUCUCGACUUCGCGGUUUGGUCUGAUUUAACAUGCUACUCACAUACGGCCUUCUCUUAUUCUUAUAUGUCUUUGCCCAACUCGUCUCUGGAGCUCCUCUUCCUUCCAAAAGGAAUCUCGUCUCUAUCCGUAACGAUCUGGAUCCUUUGGCCAACAGCAAGACAAUUUCGGACAACCUGGAGUUUGCCUCGUUGCACAAGUAUCCGGACCCAGAUUCCGCUUCGGUCGUGUUAUCUACGGACAAAUUUCUCAGCAUGAACAGAGGAUCGGACUAUUUCGCUAGGAAACCCGCUAUGGAAUUUUACCCAGCCGACUUUGAGCGCAGCGACGUCGAUGAAAUUUCGGCCAUGGAUGACAAUGAAUCCAUGCUUCCAGAAGGCGAGACAGAUCUGGUUAUCCGUUCUCGCAACGACUUGGCUAUACAUGCUCGUACUGUGGAGUCCCUUCAGACAGCCGGUAAAGGAAUGCAGUCAGCCGGCGAAAUUAUGGGUAAAGUCGCUAAAGCGGCCGACGCCAUACCUGAAGUGGGGGAGAUCAUUGGGACGGCCAUUCAAGUCGUGGCUACUUUCGUGAAAUACAUUGGGAAGCUUUUGAAUGAAGUAGCGGAAGCUGAGAAAGAGUCUGCUCAUGCCCGUGGAGAGUUUACGAAGAAAGUUACAGACCAGACUUUGAAAGAGCAUCCUGGAUGGCUUAUAGUCACCGUCCAUCCCAAGCACACCGUCUUCUUUCAAGGCCAGGAAAACAUCGACUGGGCUCAUGAUAAAACUCAUAUCACAACCAAAGUCGGCUUUUUCGAAUUCGAUGUUUACAGUGCUCGCGCCGGCAUUUUCAUGAACGAUGGUGAUGGUGGAUAUCAGAAUUGGGCUUUUUCUGCCCCGCAGAAUAAACUUCAAACAUAUGGCGAUCAAGGACAUCGUCUAGUUUACACAGGUGGUCCGCCCAAAAAUUCGAAACCCAAGUCAGGCAAUUGCGGUAUCCACCUUUAUCAGUACCAGAAGAAUGAAAAAAGAUCCAAUCCGACCAACCACUAUACGCUUGUUGUGGUCAUCAAAGAUGCAGCUGGGACCAUCGUAGGGUUUGAAGGGAACGGUGAUACAUCCAAACCAGUACUCGUUCGCAGUCAGUUGCCUCUGGCCCUUCAGAUUACUGCGGGCGAGAAGGAUAGCUCGCCCUUGACCUUCACGUACGGCAAGGACACGUGGAAAAGCAACGUCAAGUCCCACUGUACGGUGGGAUCGUAUGCGUCUGGCAGUAGGCAGAUGGAUUGCGGUUUCCAAUGUACCUUUUAAAUAGGUCAAUCAACGACGAGUCGCGUUCCUGUCCGCGAAAUGUGCGAUUUUCAGUCUUCCGACGAAUGCGUGUCGAGCUCCUCCAGAUUAGAUAAUGGAUCUCGGACAAAGGAUUCCAGGGCUGGUCCAGGGAACGUCCGCUACCAUAUCUGGUCACAUUCAGUAUUAAUACCUGCCUGGUGAUUGGAAGGAGGGACUGGGGCCAAGUGUCACCAGACUGGGUUUUCAUCUUGAUGUACCAUAAUCUUUUGCUGGAAAACACGAUUAUGACUCUUAGUUCGGCUUCGGACUUGGAUUGUCGUUAUCACUUGUUACAGUAAUCACACCAGAAGGAGAAAAAAUUCCGCUCGACGGAAUUACCAAAAUUCAGUGCAACUGAUAUAUCAUGUGACCGCGGAUAA
This is a messenger RNA of Lentinula edodes (shiitake mushroom), 2027 nucleotides long. RefSeq lists its product as uncharacterized. The record is from RefSeq and is a predicted model, not a curated record. Bases 370 to 1626 code for a protein of 418 amino acids. Lineage: Eukaryota; Fungi; Basidiomycota; Agaricomycetes; Agaricales; Omphalotaceae. The transcript has 9 exons.